Molecule: messenger RNA, 883 nt
Organism: Cervus elaphus (red deer)
Lineage: Eukaryota; Metazoa; Chordata; Mammalia; Artiodactyla; Cervidae
Gene: ERICH2
Product: glutamate rich 2
Exons: 8
Coding region: 198-806 (202 amino acids)
Source: RefSeq, a predicted model, not a curated record
CCAAGCACGGUCGCCGUCUCCCCAUCCCCGCGAGCAACCUGACCCAGCUCUUCUUACCUCGGACUCCCUCAGGCCCGGCGCCUGAACACGCCAGCUUCUCUGACCGCUCCAGGUUCGGGCUCUGGCGUCCCACCACAGCCCAGGCAGCGCGCGAGAAGGAAUCAUCUAGACAGGACAGAUGCUGUAAAGAAAAAGUGAUGAUUGAACCAAAUGAAGGAAUGUCAGAGAAGGAAGUUUCUUCAAAAACUAUUGAAAAUAAAAUCUCUUCAAAUACUAAAAAUAGAAUAUCUUCAAAGAGUAUUUCAAACAAAGAAAUAGAAACAAAUCUACAAUCUAAGCUAUGGUCAUCUUCCUUCUUAAAAGAAAGCACAGGUGAAAUGAGCAAAAAUGUAGUCAUUGCAGAGCGGGAGAAAAAUAAUGAACAUUGCCCUGAGGAUAUCGAUGAUAAGUUGUCUGAAUCAACAGAUGAUGAUGGUGAGGAUACCAGUGAUGAAGAUAAGGAGGAAGACAGCAACCCUAAUAAGGAUACUCAUGCCCCAUUAGAGUUAAUGACAGAAUUCCUGAGAGCAGAAAUGGGCCACGACUACCAUCUGGCAAAAAAAUUAUGUCAGAUGAUCCUAAUCUAUGAACCAGAAAAUCCUGAGGCCAAGGAGUUUUUCUCACUGAUUGAAGAAAUGCUGCUGAUGGAGAAAGCACAAAAUCUUGAGGAAGAGGAUGACGAGAGUGAAGACAACAAUAGUGAGAGUGAAGGAGGGAGCACUGAGGAUCCAAGCGAAGAGAGCUCUGAUGAGUGUGAAGAUGGGUGACGAUAACUGCUGCUAUAGUUUAAUCUUCAUGUGUGUUCAUUACUGUAUACUGUGGAAAUAUAAAGAAGAGAGCUGCA